AUAAUUCCAGUUCUCGCACUUCCUGUUGGCCUUGCAGAAUUGUAAACAAUGUGAGAUCGUAGUUCCACUAAGGGUCAAAUCAGCCAAGCAUCCCGUGAAACCGAUACAGAUCAAUGAGCUCUGAGCUUCGAGAAGGAACUUGUGGAAGAAUAAGCGGCGAGUUACAGCGAUUAAAGCUGAAUCAAAGCAACGACGCGAGAGGAAGACAUUAGCUGUCCGCUCAGGAACACAAGUGAUAAGCCAGCUAGCUGGCAGUCGCUUGAACAGUCUUCAUCGCCCCUCAUCAGGGCCCAGCCUAAUUCAGGAUGGUGUGUGUGGGGACUCUGGGUGUCUCGGUCCUUGUCUUAUGCUUCACUCUGGCACCCUCUCCUGGUCAGGCAUAUAUAUAUGCUCAUUACAGUAACAUGACCUCCAUGCUGUUCGAAGAUCUGCCUGCUCUCUUUGGCUCUCCUCUGCCAAAAGAUGGACUCACGGGUGUGCUGGUUGAAGCAAGUCCUCUGAACGCUUGCAUACCUAUAGAUCCUCCUCCAGUUUCUCCCACACCCUCCGAUCCCACUACAAACAGCACUACAACAAAAUACAUCGUCCUCAUUCGACGCUACGACUGUAACUUUGAUAUCAAGGUGCUCCAUGCACAGAGGGCCGGUUUCAGUGCAGCAAUAGUUCACAACAUGUACUCUAAUUCACUUCUCAGUAUGGGAUACAGCAAUGACACCAUCGCAGAGGAGAUCGAGAUUCCCUCUGUGUUCACAAGCUACUAUGCCUCUCAAAUACUGCGCAGCUUUAUCAUACCAGAGAAAGGGGCCUAUGUGAUUCUGAAGCCUGAGUUCUCCUUUCCUCUGUCCUACUAUCUCAUCCCCUUCACUGGAGUCGUGGGCAUGAUCAUCAUCGUCAUGGUCAUCAUACUGAUUGUGCGGUGCGUGCAGCACAGGAAGAGACUUCGGAAAAACAGACUCUCCAAAGAACAGCUGAAGAAAAUCCCCACUCACAAGUUUGUUAAAGGUGAUGAGUAUGAUGUGUGCGCGAUUUGCCUGGAUGAAUAUGAAGAGGGAGAUAAGCUGAGAGUGCUGCCGUGUUCACAUGCUUACCACUGCAGGUGUGUGGACCCCUGGCUCACCCAAACCAAGAAAACCUGCCCGGUGUGCAAGCAACGCGUGACCCGUCCCAACCCAGAACACUCUGAGUCUUCAGAUUCUGAGGAAGAGGCAGGGCCGCGUGAGGCUGGCGAGGAAGAGGAAGGAGUAAUCAGUGAGGCAGAUUCUGAGCGCACCCCUCUCCUUCGUUCAUCCAACCCUGCGUCUCCUGCCUCCUCCAGCCCGCCUCCCAAUUACGCCUCCACCGUAACGUCCCCGGCAGCCGCGGCUACGGUAACAACCUCCGCACAGUGCUUGCCGCACACGCCGCAGCAUGAUGUGCCCCUCCUGGGCCAGGAUGAGUACUGCUCACCCGUAGAGGACUCGGAUGAAGCUACUGAUGAUGAGGAGGGUCACCCCUCGGAUAACGACACCACAGAGCUUAUUGGACGUGGCGCUCUACGAGUCUGAGCCGUUGAUUUAAAAACGGUCACUUUGGUUGUUCUAGGGAUCCAUUUUCUCUGAUGUCUAUCACAGAUUUUGGAUUUUUACACCCCUUUUUUGGGAUGCAUUUUGUCUCAGUCCAGUCUCACUGAGAUGCACGUGCAUCACACUUUUAGUUAUAGCUAGUGCAUCCAACACUAAACAGCAUAUGUGCAGCAGUUUUUGCAGUUCCUGACAAAAAUACACAGAGUUAAUAAAGUUGCUGACAGCGUUUCUUGACAAAAUAGUCAAUACAUAAAUAAAUUAAAAACACCAUUUACUCACCCUCAUGUCAUUCCAAACCCAUAUAAAUUUCUUUCUUCUGCAGAACACUACGGAGCCCCGCACAUUACAUGCAGGGGAAAAAGUAAAUCGUGCAUAUGAUUUACUAUUUAGUUCCCUCAAUUUUCACACGAUUUACAAUUUCUUUCCCUCGAUUUGGUAAUUCGUUCCCUAGAUUUAUAAAUAGUGUGCAUGAUUUAGCAAAUCAAGGGAACGAAUUCAUGCGUACGAUUUAUGAAUUGAGGGAACAAAUUAGUAAAUCGUACGCACAAAUUUUUUUUUUCCCCUGCAUGUCAUGUGCUGGGCUCCGUAAAACACACAAAAAAAAAUUUGUUUUGUUUUUUUGCAGGAUGUUUUGCAGUGUAUAUGACAUGACAACACUGCACUUUUUUAAUUAUUAAUUUUUUAUAAUCUGACACACCUAUUUCAGGUGUUGGAGUCUCUACUAAUGAGCUAAAUGGGGAAACACUGUUCUACAAGACAAAAAAAAGACCUGUCAAACCUGGACACGUGUGAAGCCUAAAUAGGUGGAAGUGCAAAUGAGAUUUUCUAACUGUUGCAGGAGCAGAUUUUCAGUGAAUGAUGACUAGUUCAUCCAAAAAUGAAAAUUCUGUCAUCUUUUACACACCCUCAUGUCGUUCCAAACCCAUGAGAUUUUUUUUGUUCCUUUAGAACACAAAUGAAGAUAUUUUUAGUAUUCUCUCAUCCGUCUUGUGUCCCUCUACUGAAAGUCCAAACAACCAAAACGUUAGCGCAUUACAACAAAAAGAUAUUGUAAAUCCAUCCAUAUGAAUUGAGUGGUUUAAUCCAAGUCUUUUAUAGAGACACGAUCACUUCAUAUGAUGAACAGAUUAAAUUUAAUUUAGUAUUGUAAACAAAAACAAAAUAUACUUGCUUGAUGCACAAGAAUCAAUGAGGUUUGUUCUCAGGCGUCAUGUGAGUAAAGUUGAGUUUUGUUUACCAUGUUUGAUGUGCUCUAUGUAUGUGCGUUGAUCAAUGUUUAAUGAGAAUGAAAGACUAAAUUAAAUCUGUUCAUCAUAUAAAGUGAUCGAGUCUCUUUAGAAGACAUGGAUUAAACCGCUGGAUUCAUAUGUAUUACUUUUACAAUCUCUUUAUGAACAUUUUGAGGUGUCAAAGUUUUUGCUUUCAUUAAAAAUCUUCAUUUGUGUUUCAAAGAUGAAUGAAAUUCUUAAGGGUUUGGAAUCACAUGAGGGUGAAUAAAUGAUAUUUUUGGGUGAGCUAUGCUUUUAAAUUCUGCUGUGUUCCUCGCACAAAGCUGUCGUAUGGCUUCACAAGAUAAAGAAUGUAGCACAUGAGUCAUAUGGAUUAUUUUUAUGCUUUUUAUUGGUGAUUUAUUGUCUUUUUGUGAGCUUGGUUAGCUUAUGAAAAAGAGCAGCCUCCUUUAUAAUGCUAAAUUUCUUAGUUUGUGUUCAAAAAAAAAAAAAAAAAAAACCUCCACGUGGGUGAGUAAAUAAAAUUUUGGGGAAACCGUUCCUGUAAGUUGGUGGUUCCUGCCUGGUCACCAUUUAUGUGCAAUACGGACAGGUUGCCAGUUUGUAAAUGAAUACUAAUAUUUUAUUUAUACCUACAGAGGUCGCACAGAAAUGAUUGCAGACUUCUGAAUUAGCGUCUUUGAUAAGUAAAUUCUUUUAUGUUAUUUUUAGGAAACACCUGCAUUGAUCAACUAUACCAUUCACACAGAAUUCACUUUAAGAGCCUGAUGAUUUAGAAUAUAUUUGGUUGGUUAUUACAACAGCAACAACAACAACAACAACAACAAAAUCCUUUAUAAACGGUUAUUUUUUGUUAUUUUCAAUACAUAAACUGACUUUCUGAACCAGUUCCUUGCAGAUCUCUCUCUCUCUCUCUACAUUAUGUAAAGGCAUUAUUCUCUCUUAUUUACAAAGAUUGCAGUUGAAAUAGUUUUAUUAUUGUUAUUGAUGCAAGCUAAAUGGACUAACUUUGUUUAAUAUAGACAUUUACCAUUUAAAUGCUAGCUGCUGUUUCAGAUUUAAAUUGGCUUUGAUCAUGAUUGACGGUGUAUAGACUUAAUGGCAGUGUUUAUUACCUUUUACUGUCCUCUUAGGUUCCAUCUUUCAUCUCAAAUGAUUAAGAACCUGUGUUGUCUAUACUAAAUAAACAUGUGCCUACUUCAAAUUUUCAUUUGUAAAUGUAACACCAUCCAUCUCUUCCUCUAAAUCACUGAUCGGUCAAAUGAAUAUUCACUGUCACAUGUCUGUUUUUCUUUCCCAAGUUUUAUCAUUGUGAUUUUAGUUUAAGUUUUUUGACCUCUCUGACAUUGACAUCACGCAUUCAGAUAUAUUUGUGUCUCCUUUUAAAAAUAUAAAGCAAAUAACACUGUAAAGAAUCAUAGGGUUUGCACCUGUAGUAUGCUGAAACAACAUCUUUUAUUAUUAUUUCUACUCUGUAAAUAAUGUUCAGUCCGUGUCUGUGUUUAAUCAUUGAGUGCUUCAUUCUAAUUGUUUGAAGAUUUAUUUAGGAUUGUACCAUUGCUUCAUUUUGUGCCAUAAAAAUAAUUUUACUAUU
This is a messenger RNA of Megalobrama amblycephala (Wuchang bream), 4385 nucleotides long. It is a transcript of the gene rnf167, whose product is annotated as ring finger protein 167. Gene Ontology annotation, molecular function: ubiquitin protein ligase activity. Gene Ontology annotation, biological process: ubiquitin-dependent protein catabolic process; protein ubiquitination; positive regulation of DNA-templated transcription. The record is from RefSeq and is a predicted model, not a curated record. Gene Ontology annotation, cellular component: cytoplasm; nucleoplasm. Lineage: Eukaryota; Metazoa; Chordata; Actinopteri; Cypriniformes; Xenocyprididae. Bases 306 to 1544 code for a protein of 412 amino acids. The transcript has 10 exons.